ACACAGUCAGCCAGUCAGUCCAACAAGUUGUUUAGUGGAUUCUGUUGUGUUCACAUCGUUGCGGACAGCGUCGUAUUUCGGUAUUUCGUGUGCGACGGAUAUCUUCUUCGUUUAUUGUGCAUUUAAAUUCGAAAUAAAAAAAGAAUAAAGUACAAAAGUAUUUUGCAAUUUCUGUUGAGUUUUAACGAAGACAUUCUUUUAAUUGUUUUGCGUUUAUUGCCCCGUCUGACGAUUUGUCUACGCGCUAAUUUUUACGCCAGCUAGAAUUCGCUUUUUUAUCAAAUACCUACAGCAAAAAUACUAAAGCAGCUGUUAUUUAAUAUAAAAGUAGUUAAGUGUUUUCUUGAUGUGGAAGAGUGAAGAGUGCGAACGAAUGUGAAAUUCAUGAAAUCAAAUCGAAUAAUAGAAAAUAAAACAACAACAAUAACCACUGCGAAAUUACUAAAUCAGUAAGACAAACCUUAAUCACAUGCAUGCACACACAUACACACACAUUUAAGUCGAGAUUCCCCAUCUAACUACAAAAACAACAAAGAGAGUUACAUUGCAGCUUUUCGGUGGUAGUGUGUGAACAUCAUCAUCAUCGUCAUAUAACGAUAACAACAACAAAAACCACGAAUUUGGAUUUUGGGUGUUUUAUCAGAGCUUGGAGCCUAAACCAACAACAAUAGUAAAUACACGAAAAUCAACAACAAUAGCAACAAAAUGACGGAUAUAAACGAAUUAAUGGGAUCUGCCUUUGUGCGCGUAAAGCUGGUCGCGUUCGUCCACUUUAUAUUCAUAUCGAAUGCCAUGAUGGGCAUGUGGGGUCAUGGAGCCUAUGAGUUCUACAACUUCCUCUUCAUCAUAGCCAUGUUCUGGACGAUGCACAGUAAAGACUCGGUGGAAGCCAUACAAGCGGCCUUAAUAAUUGAUACGAGCAGUAUAUUCUUUGACAUGGUCACCAUUAUUAUCAUGUUUCACGCCAUGAAUGGCUGGGCCGUGGCGUUCUCAAUUAUCAAUCUGCUGAUUCGUCCUGUCAGUGUCAUCCUCUUGUAUCGCGAGUUCAAUACACGUGGCGGCAGUUUACAAACCGGAUCUGUAUUCCCCACCACAACACAACGCAGCUAUCAGGACAUUGAUAGGCCAACACAACCUGUGCCAACCAAUUCCCCACCAGGACCCAAUGUGGCCAGCAUUUUCUAAGUCAAAUUGAGUCCCGUCAAAUUGACGGGACCAAUGAAGGCGGCAUGGCAGUAACACUAACAAUUUCUUAGAUGUCAAUCAAUGAUAAUCUCUUUUUUUCUCCAAGCAUGCCCAUACAAAAGUCCGCAUAGUGUUGUAUAGUCUUGUACUGUAACUCGGUGACAUCUUCCAAAAAUUUGUAAUUUCUAUUUUUUUUUUAAUUAAUUAUUAUUACGUUUUGUUAAUACGUGUUUUGUUUUGUUGAACAAAAAAAUAAGAGAAAAUUUUUAAAUUCAUUUCUAGUUUCCAAUAUCUAUCAAUAAUUAAUUACUAUUUAUAUAUAAAUAAAAGAAAAACAUUCAAAAAUAAAUUUAAUUUAAAAUA
Messenger RNA from Musca domestica (house fly), 1548 nucleotides. Its product is annotated as type-1 angiotensin II receptor-associated protein. The record is from RefSeq and is a predicted model, not a curated record. Gene Ontology annotation, cellular component: plasma membrane. The transcript is spliced from 5 exons. The coding region runs from base 706 to 1185 and encodes 159 amino acids. Gene Ontology annotation, biological process: angiotensin-activated signaling pathway. Lineage: Eukaryota; Metazoa; Arthropoda; Insecta; Diptera; Muscidae.